ACGGCUCCCAUGGCAAUUAGCACGGAAUGAUACGAGGAGAAGCCUUCCAGUCCGCUUCUCUUCUCCAUUCAUCAUGUACGGUUUUGUGAAUUACGCCCUUGAGCUGCUGGUUAUGAAGACCUUUGACAGCGAGACGUGGGAGGCGAUAAAAAAAGAUGCAGCCGUUAAUAUGGAAGGUCAGUUCCUGGUGCGCCAGAUUUAUGACGACGAGAUUACCUACAACAUUAUAUCGGCAGCUGUCAAUCGACUCAACAUUCCAGCAAAUGAGAUUCUGGAGCUGUUCGGUCGAAUGUUCUUCGAGUUCUGUCAGGACUCCGGCUACGACAAGAUACUUCAGGUGCUCGGAGCGACGCCCAGGGACUUUUUGCAGAACCUGGAUGCCCUUCACGAUCAUUUAGGCACUUUGUACCCGGGAAUGAGGGCGCCCUCUUUCCGGUGCACCGAGAGACCCGAGGAUGGAGCGCUCAUAUUACAUUAUUACUCCGAUCGACCUGGAUUAGAGCAUAUUGUGAUUGGCAUCGUUAAGACAGUGGCGAAGAAAUUGCACGGCACGGAUAUCGAGAUGAAAAUAUUGAAGACCAAAAACGAGUGCGACCACGUGCAAUUUUUGAUCACCAACACGUCCGGUCCUGGGGUCGUUUCGAACCCUAUGAUUGCAGAGUUGGAAACUUUGUCAGUAGAACCAAAAGUGAGUCCCAUGACCUUCUGUCGCGUUUUUCCGUUCCACUUGAUGUUUAACCGGGACUUGACCAUAGUUCAAACUGGAUGCACCAUAACUCGAGUGAUACCGCAAGUGUGCUCCGGUAAUUGCAAGUUGAACGACAUUCUUCUAACUGUCAGACCACAUUUAGAGCUGACGUUCGAGAAUAUAUUGUCACACAUAAACACCGUGUACGUGCUGCGAACGAAAAAGGGUGUGAUGAGGGUCAACGCUACUGAAGAGUACUCCUACUUGCGCUUGAAAGGACAAAUGUUGUACAUUCCCGAGUCAGACCUAGUGAUCUUCCUCUGCUACCCAAGCGUCAUGAACCUGGACGACCUAACCAGACGGGGCUUGUAUCUGAGCGACAUCCCGCUUCACGACGCCACCAGAGAUCUCGUGUUGAUGUCAGAGCAAUUCGAGGCUGAUUACAAAUUAACGAGAAACUUGGAACUGCUUACCGAUAAAUUGCAGCAGACGUAUCGCGAGUUGGACGGCGAGAAGCAGAAGACCGACAGAUUGCUGUACUCGGUGCUGCCCAUUUCCGUGGCGAACGAGCUCCGACAUUCCAGGCCAGUUCCAGCCAAGAAGUACGACUGCGUGACCCUGUUGUUCUCCGGAAUUGUCGGUUUCGGUGCUUACUGCGCUGCUCACACGGAUUCCAGCGGUGCAAUGAAGAUUGUCAACAUGCUCAAUCAGCUGUACACCGCGUUCGACGUGCUCACCGAUCCCAAGAAGAAUCCCAACGUGUACAAGGUCGAAACUGUUGGUGACAAAUACAUGGCCGUGAGCGGAUUACCGGAACCAUGUCGUUGCCAUGCACGAUGCAUCGCCCGCCUAGCGCUAGAUAUGAUGGAUCUUGCUGCGGAUGAGGUGCAGAUCGAUGGCGAGCCUGUGAAAAUCACCAUCGGGAUACACAGCGGCGAGGUUGUGACCGGUGUUAUUGGACAUCGUAUGCCGCGUUAUUGCUUGUUUGGUAAUACAGUGAAUCUCACCAGUCGUACGGAAACCACAGGAGAACCGGGAAAAAUAAACGUCUCAGAGGAUGCUUAUAGGUAUCUCUGCAUGCCCGAGAACCAGGACCCCCAGUUCCUGCUGGAGUACCGAGGACCCGUGACCAUGAAGGGCAAAUCAGAACCCAUGAACGUCUGGUUCUUAUCCAGAGAAAGAGAACUUACCGCAUAAACUGAUCGUUACCAUAAACUUACUGUCGUAGAAAUAAAACAAUUUAAUUUUUAUGACUCGUUAUGUCAUCGUUGUGCAAAAUCCAAGAAUAAGUCUCUGUAUGUCUGCAUUUGAUAGAAGCAAGAAGAUGAAAUUAAAGUAAAAGCAGAAAUCUCGAAGGAAAAUUGUAAUUGACUAGUGAAUAAUGUUAUGGCGCAAUAAAAGUUAUCGGUUCUUUAA
Megachile rotundata (alfalfa leafcutting bee) is the source of this 2104-nucleotide messenger RNA. It is a transcript of the gene Gycbeta100B, whose product is annotated as guanylate cyclase soluble subunit beta-1-like. Lineage: Eukaryota; Metazoa; Arthropoda; Insecta; Hymenoptera; Megachilidae. Gene Ontology annotation, molecular function: guanylate cyclase activity; heme binding. The record is from RefSeq and is a predicted model, not a curated record. Gene Ontology annotation, biological process: response to oxygen levels; cGMP biosynthetic process. Gene Ontology annotation, cellular component: guanylate cyclase complex, soluble.